AUGGAGGCGGACUCGGAGAGAGUGCAGUACAUCGCCUCCCAAUUCCAAAACAAGGACACAAUCCCGGCCCAAUUCAUCCGCUCCGCCGCCGAGCAGCCAGCGGCGACCACCGUGCGCGGCGUGGUCCUCCAGAUCCCGGUGAUCGACGUCGGAGGCGGCGGCGGCGGAGACGAGAGCGAGAUCGUGGGAUUGAUUAAGGCGGUGAGCGAGGAUUGGGGGAUGUUCCAGGUGGUCAACCACGGCAUACCCGAUGACGUCAUCUCGCGGCUGCAAAAUGCCGGUCGAGAAUUCUUCGAGCUGCCGGUCGAGGAGAAGGAAUUGAUCGCGAAAACGCCGUCGUCGGGGAUCGAAGGCUACGGGACGCGGCUGCAGCAGGAGGUUGACGGCAAGAAGGCGUGGGUCGACCACCUGUUUCAUAAGAUUUGGCCGCCGGCAGCGGUUAAGUACGAUUUCUGGCCGAGGAAUCCGCCGGGUUACAGGCAAGCAACUGAAGACUAUAGGGAAAGGCUUAGAGAGGCAUCCGAAAAGCUAAUCAAGUGGCUCUCGAUUGGGCUAGGGUUGGACGAACCGCGGCUCAAGGUGGCUAUGGGUGGCGAUGACACGGUUUACUUGUUGAAGAUAAACUAUUACCCGCCGUGCCCUCGCCCAGACCUUGCCCUAGGCGUGGUGGCCCACAGCGACAUGUCGGCCCUAACGGUCCUUGUCCCGAGCGAAAUCCAAGGCCUCCAGGUUUCUAGGGAUGGGGAAUGGUAUGAUGUUAUGUACACCAAAAAUGCCCUCAUUGUACUCAUUGGGGACCAAAUGGAGAUACUAAGCAACGGGAAGUACAAGGCCGUGUUUCAUCGCACGACGGUGAACAAGGAGAAUACGAGGAUGUCUUGGCCGGUGUUUAUCGAGCCACCGGACGAGCAUGAAAUCGGGCCUAUUCCAGAGCUUGUCGAUGAUAAAAGCCCGCCAAAAUACAAGACUAUGAAGUUUAAGGAUUAUGUUUACCGCAAGCUCAACAAGAUUCCAAUGUGA
Molecule: messenger RNA, 1020 nt
Organism: Striga hermonthica
Lineage: Eukaryota; Viridiplantae; Streptophyta; Magnoliopsida; Lamiales; Orobanchaceae
Source: the annotation of a GenBank genome assembly